AUGGAAAAACGAUCAAUUUUAAAAGAGGAAUUUCAAAGCAAUUCAAUAGCUAUCAGGGCAAGACUAAAAUCAGUACAAGAAAAGCUGAGUGUAUUUAAGCAAUAUAAUGCUCCAUUUAAAGCUGAUAUAUCAGAUAUUGCAAUUAAAGAAGACGAAAUUAGUAGAUGCCCUUCAACAGACUCAACUCUUUUAUCUAUUUUAAAACCUAACACAAAUAAUCCAUCAGUAAACAGGAAAAAAAAUAAUGAUACCGAGUACAACGAAAAAUUCAUCUGUAGGACUGAGAAAAAAAAUAAAGCAGGCGAUGGAGAUAAGAUGACACAAUUUUUGAAAUCGCUUGAUUUAGAAAAAUUCCAAGAAGUCUUUCAGAAGCAAAUGGUCACUUUUCAUGACUUAAAAUUUUUAACUAGAGAAGACUUAGCUGAUAUGAAAAUUCCAAUAGGCCCAAGAAAUCGCAUAUUAAGAGCCUUAGGAAAAGGUGUUUCUAAUUCAAGCUCUGGGACCCCUUCUCACUGUUUGACUGAAAAUAAUGAUAACUAUGAAAUAAAACCACAGUUUUUUUCUAAACCUUCAACUCCAACUCAGAAGCACGUCACAAUUUCUGACCAAUCUCCAAGAGCUUCCAACUAUAAUAAUAUUCUCAGGCCAGAAGUUGAAAAUUUCUUAAAUGAGUUAAACACCCUUAAAGCCCGUAAGCCUCCCCUCUCAUCACGACCGAUUCCGAAUUCCCACGAGAAAUCCCAGCUAUUAUUAAACCGAUAUAAAAAAUAA
This is a messenger RNA of Blepharisma stoltei, 771 nucleotides long. The record is from the annotation of a GenBank genome assembly. NCBI's taxonomy places the organism in Eukaryota, Ciliophora, Heterotrichea, Heterotrichida, Blepharismidae.